Molecule: messenger RNA, 1553 nt
Organism: Calidris pugnax (ruff)
Lineage: Eukaryota; Metazoa; Chordata; Aves; Charadriiformes; Scolopacidae
Product: rho GTPase-activating protein 24-like
Exons: 3
Coding region: 1-690 (229 amino acids)
Source: RefSeq, a predicted model, not a curated record
AUGUUUGAGGAAAAUUCUCCUUCAAGACAUUCGGCGAGGCUCACCCACCCGGAAAACUCCCCAGAAACCAACACCACAACGAGUCCUGUUCCAGGGGACGAGGAAAAGACGGGCCCCAUCCCAGUGGACACCAGCAACAGCUUUGGUUCCUGUGGUGGGGGGCCAGCGACCCCCAGCUCCCCCCAGCAUCACCCGGCCGAGCUGCAGCGGCUCAUCUCCAGGCAGAAGGCGGAGUAUGAAUCCAAAAUAGCAAGACAUUCGGCGAGGCUCACCCACCCAGAAAACUCCCCAGAAACCAACACCACCACAAGUCCUGUUUCGGGGGACGAGGAAAAGACGGGCCCCAUCCCAGUGGACACCAGCGACAGCUUUGGUUCCUGUGGUGGGGGACCAGAGACCCCCAGCUCCCCCCAGCAUCACCCGGCCGAGCUGCAGCGGCUCAUCUCCAGGCAGAAGGCGGAGUAUGAAUCCAAAAUAGCAAGGCUGGAGCAGCGGAACAGAGCGCUGCAGGCGGAGGUUAAGGCCACGCGCUGGAAACUGGGGCAGCAGCGCAAGUGGCAGGGGCUGGUGGAGAUGAAAAUGAGAAACGCAGAGAGGGCGAGGGAAGAUGCCGAGAGGAGAAACGAAAUGCUCCAAAAAGAAAUGGAAGAGUUUUUUGAAACCUUCGGGGAAAUUAACAGGUGGAAGUAAAGAGGAGCUUGUGCAGUUUAAAAUAACCGCAGGAGAGAGAAAGGCCGUAUUCUGAGUCCAGCACCAACUCCCAUUUCAGAGGUGAAAUAAGAAACCCAACCACAAAAACUAGGCUGGCAGUUCAAAAACAAGCUGUUGAUACAACCUUGUUGGGAUCCCCGAACUCCAGGAGCUCUGCACCACCCUGCUAACACCAGGGAUGCUCUCCCUUACCACCAGGAAAACCCUUUCAGACACACUUUGCACCACCAGCUCCCCAGGCAGCCCACGCAGCGCGCUGGGGAAGCCCCCUGGCAUUUCUGGGCUUGCCUCGAGCCUGGUACCAAGGCACUAAAUGCUUAAAUGGCCAAGCGGCUUUAAUUAAGGGAUGUCAUGCUGGUUGGAGUGCGUUUUACCAGCCACCCCAGAAGUCACACAGGUAUUAUAUGGACUUUAAUGAGUGCUAAACUCAUCUGCGUCCCAGUGAGCUGCUUCAGAGAGAAAUACAGAGACACAACGAGCCAACACGCAGCUCCCUACAGCUCCCACCAGCUCUCUCACACCACCCUGAGCUUGGGAUCCAGAGCUUUAGUGCAAUUCCUGUCCCCUCACUGAGGGAUGGAUAUGCAUUCACAGAGGAGGAAGACUCCUCUUACAAAGGCAUUUGCUCCUCUGGAUUAUAAUUACCCUUCCAACAGGACUCCUGUAAGAACACAUUAGUCUUAAGAUGGUCACCAGCAGACUCCCUCACUCGCAUCUCCUCAGAGCUACCUCUCCCCACACGAGAGAGGUGCCACCUGCUUCGAUACCAGCAUUACACCCCUUACACUGUUAAAUAUCAAGAAAAUAACUGCUGCUCUUCUAUCUACUGCAGAAGAACUUUA